AUGCCCUCGCGUAAUGGAGAACGUUAUAUCGAAACACCAUGUCGUGAGACCCCUCCGUUUCCCCCCUCCUCAUCUUCCCUCGCACAUCUCUCCUCCCUCUCUCCUCAUCUCCCCUCGCUCUCUCGUCAUCCCCUCCGCGCUCCCCUUGUCCCCCCCUCCCCUCUCCUCGCCUCUCCCCACUCUCACCACAUCUCCCCCGCUCUCUCCUUAGCAACCCCCGCCCUCCCCUCGACUCCCCCCGCUCUCCCCUCAUCUCCCCCCGAUCUCCCUUCAUCUCCCCCGCUCUCCCCUCAUCUCCCCCGCCAUCCCCCCAUCUCCCUCGCUCGUCCCCCAUUCGUCCCGAAAAAGCAUCCCUCACCCCCCCCGCGUCUCACCCUCAUCCUCCCCUCUGUCUUACCCUCAUCCCCCCCGCGUCUCACUCUCAUCCCCCUCCGCUCUCCGCCGCUCUCUCCCCAUCUCCCCCGCUCUCUCCUCGUUUCCGCCCGCUCCCCCCCACCCCCUUGCUCUCCCUGUCAUCUCCCCCCGCUCUCCCCUCAUGUCCCGUUUGCCUCCCCUCAUCCCCCCCCCCGCUCUCCUCUCGUCACUCUUCCGACUCACCCUAGUUCUUCUCCUGUUUACCUCUCAUACCCCCUCCGAUUCCUUCCUCCUUCCCCCUCCCCUUCUCGCUCGUCCCGCAUCCCCGCUCUCCCCUCAUCUCCCCUCGUCUCCCCUCAUCUCCCUGCGAUUUCCGCCUAUGUCCCCGCCCUCACCCCUUCUUCCCCCUCAACCCUGUUUCCCCCCAAACACAGUCUCGUUCACCGCUCAUCCCCUCCCCCCACCAUGCCUCCUCUCCCCUCUCACUCGCUCCACAUCCCUCCUCCCAUCCACCCUGCGUCACCCCUCCCUCCCCUCGUCUUUCCCCUCACUCACCCCUCAUUUCUCCCCAUCCAGUCACCCCUCAUGAUGAAUAUAUCUAUCCUUCUCUUUUCUCCCUCUCCCCUCCCCCCCUCUUUAACACCUCCCCUUGGCCCCGUCCCUUCCUCCCCUCACUCCUCCCCGCUCCUCUAUUGGAUUGCUUGUCGCUGCAGUAUGUGA
Molecule: messenger RNA, 1074 nt
Organism: Closterium sp. Naga37s-1
Lineage: Eukaryota; Viridiplantae; Streptophyta; Zygnematophyceae; Desmidiales; Closteriaceae
Source: the annotation of a GenBank genome assembly